Orbilia oligospora ATCC 24927 is the source of this 2025-nucleotide messenger RNA. RefSeq lists its product as uncharacterized. The record is from RefSeq and is a predicted model, not a curated record. Gene Ontology annotation, molecular function: chromatin binding. Bases 1 to 2025 code for a protein of 674 amino acids. Gene Ontology annotation, cellular component: nucleolus. The transcript is spliced from 2 exons. Gene Ontology annotation, biological process: DNA replication initiation. Lineage: Eukaryota; Fungi; Ascomycota; Orbiliomycetes; Orbiliales; Orbiliaceae.
AUGGCUGGAGCGACAGCUUCCCGAAAACGUAAAGUUUCCCAAUUCCUGAACGACAGCGAUAAAGCUUCAGCGCCUCGACAUGCCAAAGCGACGAUAAACGGCAAGGUGGAUUGGGAUGAAGAGCAGGACUAUGAACGAUUAGCUAGGCGGAGACAGAGGAAAGGCGAUAAACCGGAGAGUCAGCGAUUGCCAAUUAAGACUCCAGAAGGAAGAAUUCUUGCCGUGGAAGCGACCGAGCCAGAGCGACAGGAGCCGGAAAGUGACGAUGAAGACAAUGGUAUACACGAUGAGGAAUCGCCAGAGGAAGCUAGUGAUGAUGAAAUGCAAGAAGCCGAACCUGCAAAACCGAAAAAGUCGGAAAGGCAGCGGAUCGUGGAGGCUAAAGAGGAAUUGGCGACUAUCGCAUCUUCUAUUAACGAAGAGCCCGAGGAAAAUUACCAUUUGCUUCGAAAACUCCAAGAACUAUUCGGCUCCGAAUCAAACAUCACGAUAAAGAAACUAACCCUGAUCACACAAGCCACCAUUUUUCGAGAUAUAAUCCCUGGAUACCGAAUACGCCCUUUAACAGCUGAAGAACAGGCAAUGAAAGUCGCAUCGGAUGUCAGGAAGCUUCGAAAUUUCGAACAAUCUUUAGUCUCGAGUUACAAGUCCUACAUCGAUACUCUGGGCAAAGUAUCAAGACAAAUCGGAAAUCAGUUAUGCCCGGUUGCUAUAUCGUGUGUUUGCACAUUGGUCGACACUGUCCCACAUUUUAACUUUCGCCAGGAGCUUCUGAAGAUCCUUGUUGAAAGAUUGAGUGUUCGAGUUGUGGACGAAGCAUUUGUUAAGUGCCGGAAUACACUAGAGGAAUUUUUCAGACAGGAUGAGUCUGGCACUGGAAGUUUAGAGGCUGUAAGGAUGAUUAUAAAGAUGUUGAAGGCGAAGGAUUAUCAGGUUGAUGAGUCUGUGCUCAAUACCUUCCUUUCGCUAAGGCUCCUGGCGGAAUUGAAUGUCAAAGCUUCAUAUGAUACGAUCGAUCAGCCAGGACAGAAGAUGAAAAAGAAGGACCGGUUGCCAUUUACGAAAAAGGAGAAAAAGGCAUAUAAAGAAAAGAAAGUAGUAGACGCGCAAAUGAAGGAAGCAGAUGCGGUGGUAGAGUAUGAAGAACGAGACAGGAACCAGAGUGAAACCCUCAAAGCCGUUUUCUUAACCUACUUCAGAAUUCUGAAGGAGAAGAAGCCGACUUUGAUGGGUGCUACUCUAGAAGGUCUAGCCAAGUUUGCACACCUGAUCAAUGUCGAGUUCUUCUCAGACAUUCUUGCCGCAUUGCGAGAGCUAGUUGAGGAUGCUCAAGCGGACGCGGAUGCAGAAGAAGAGGUCGCCGAUGAGGAAGCCGCCGAAUCUCUUCAACGGGAGAGGAAUUUACGGAGAGAAGCACUUUUAUGCAUCGUCUCUGCAUUUUCCCUCCUCGCAGACCAAGCUAACGAAGCUAAAGGCCUCGUUAACAUUGAUCUCUCUUUCUUCACCACAUAUCUCUACUCCGUUCUCCUCCUACUAUCGCUCUCUCCAACCAUCGAACUCUCAUCUAAAUCCCUCCAUCUCGCCGACCCUUCAUCCUCCGAGCCUGUCGAAAUCCCCAGCAGUAAGGUCAACAAAGCCACAGAAAUUGAGAUGUUGCUCCGAUCGCUUGAUGUUGUAUUCUUCAAAGCGCCACGAGGGACAGGUGAAAUAUCAUCCGCAAGAGUAGCUGCAUUUACUAAACGAUUAUCAAUUGCAGCCUUACAGCUGCCCGAGAAGAGUUGUAUAGCACUUCUCACAUCGUUACAAAAUCUUGGGAAGAAACAUUCAAGAAAGGUACAUCCGUUAUUCGUAUCUGACGAUAUGGUUGGAGAUGGAACUUACGACCCGUUCAUUGACACCCCGGAGUUGUCAAAUGCCUUGGCUGGGAGUGCUGUUUUUGAGCAUGCUUUGUUGGCGAAUCAUUAUAGCCCUAAAAUACGGGAGCAGUCUAAACUAGUAUUGAAGAGUGGAACAUCUAACAGGUAA